UUUUGAAUGGUUUAGGGGGAUCUCACUUGAGCUACUGCCAUUAGCACAUACUUCGUACAACAGUAAACAAUGGUUGCGAGAUGAUUCUCGAUUACUCGAAGAAAUAUUAUUUCCAAUCGUGCAGACAUAGCAGAUGCAGGGUUUCGCUGCUUACACGAGAACAGGUAGCAUAUGUUCUUUGCUGACUGGGUCUAUGAACUGCGAAGUCGCAGAUUCAACAGUGAAACUAUCUUCUUCCUCCUAUCAGAGACUCUCCUCGCACAACUUCUUAGUGCUUCUCGAUUCCGUCGACGCUUUUCUAUUCGACUGCGAUGGUGUGAUUUGGAAAGGUGACAAAUUGAUAGAUGGAAUCCCUGAAACACUCCAUAUGCUUCGUUCCAAUGGCAAGAAGCUUGUUUUUGUGACAAAUAAUUCAACAAAAUCAAGAAAACUGUUCUCCAAGAAGUUCCAUACUCUUGGAAUUCCCGUUUCUGAGGAUGAGAUAUUUUCAUCUUCGUUUGCUGCUGCAAUGUAUUUGAAUGUUCACAACUUCCCAGAGGACAAGAAGGUUUCCAAAGGUGUAAUGUCAUGUGCUACACAAGAAGUGAAAGAUCUUUACCAUGUCUUAGAGAAUGAGUUUCUUCCUUUAGAUCUAGCAUUGAAAGCACAACCAUUAUUGAUCAAAAUCUCAAAGCUUGGGGGGUUAACUGUCAUCAGUUUCUUCUGUUCCUGAUGUGCAAUUGUCUCAAUAUGUUCCAUCUUUGGAGAAAAAUGUCACUCUGAGGUGUCUCAAGUGUAUCAUACAAUACAGAUUGACAACUUAUGUAGAAUGAUUCCUUUCUUUGACUUCACUGCUGUUGAAAAGAUUUCAGUGGAUGUUGAUUGUAGCCAAAAAAAUAUGAUCACAUGAAAAGUGUUGUAUUCUUUGGCAAAAAGGUUCUGGCUGAUGUGUUGCUUAACAUGGUUCGUCAUACACCACCUCCAAAAGGGUGGGUACAAAUCAAUGUGCAAAGUAGUUUGAAGCAGAAGCAGAUAUCUGGUGGAGUUACUGCGGUGCGUAUCGAAUUCAGAUUUCAGGACCUAAAAUCCUCUCGCUGAACAAAAGGACGGCCUCCUGCCACCCCCUUCUCCUUGCUGCUGCUUUCCAUGCCCCGAUAUGCGCCGCCGCCGGGUAAUUAACGUUUCUCGGUUAUGAAGACCGACCAACCAGACCAACUUUUGUUAUGCCCACUGAUUGGCGGGCUUCUCAUAUGCUUUCAGACCCGCAUCAUCGCACAAGUUUCCACUACAAUGGUGAAAAAGGAAAUAAAAAUACAUAUCCUUAUACAUAACUUUAUUGUUAUAUUUAUGUUCAAUCAAAGCAGAUGGUAAUUACCUAGAAGAGAUUUGAAUCACAAUGGGAGCAUUCUUGACUUGCUUGAAGGGUGAUGUGCAAGAAUCCUCAUCUAAGUUUAUUAUCCUUGCACGUUUGGCUAAUUCACCUUUUCCGUUUGUAGCCAUUGGACUGGACUGAAGUACAAAAACAACUCCGUAGAAGUGCAGAAAGAAGGCACCGAGUUUGAUGAAGAGUUUGGCGUAGGUGUUAUAGUUUGCUGCAGGGCGUUGUAUUAUAUUCGCACACUAAUGUGUCGUACGUUGGCUUUGUAAAGAUUUAGGGUUUAAAGUUGCCUAAUUGUAGCCUAAUUGUAGUUGUAUAAUUGUAGC
This is a messenger RNA of Cuscuta epithymum, 1683 nucleotides long. The record is from the annotation of a GenBank genome assembly. NCBI's taxonomy places the organism in Eukaryota, Viridiplantae, Streptophyta, Magnoliopsida, Solanales, Convolvulaceae.